Penicillium cosmopolitanum is the source of this 900-nucleotide messenger RNA. Its product is annotated as DUF1183 domain protein. Gene Ontology annotation, cellular component: endoplasmic reticulum membrane. The coding region runs from base 1 to 900 and encodes 299 amino acids. The record is from RefSeq and is a predicted model, not a curated record. NCBI's taxonomy places the organism in Eukaryota, Fungi, Ascomycota, Eurotiomycetes, Eurotiales, Aspergillaceae. Gene Ontology annotation, biological process: regulation of store-operated calcium entry. The transcript has a single exon.
AUGCGCAACCUAGGCACAGCGCUGGUAGCAGCUCUCGCCUCACUCCUCCUAGCAACCCCAACAACAUGCGCCAAACCAAACCAACCACCAGGCAAAGGAGCAAUCCUCCUCUCCAACGUCCAAGCAUUAACCCUCCGAACAAAUCGCAUGACCACAUCUCGCCGCGUCUCCGCCGCCCCUCAACUAAAAUGUAUCGGCCACGAGAAGAUCUGCAAACUAUACGAGAUCGAAACAAUGCGCUGCAAAAACGAAGGCUAUGAUUACGACGAGGAAGAUAUCCAGUGGACAUGUACCGCGUCCCUCCCUUCUGAAUUCAAACUCGGUUCUACAGAUGUUAUCUGUGAGGGGUAUCGGAAUUCCGAUGAUCCUUGGGUAUUGAAGGGGAGUUGUGGUGUUGAGUAUCGGAUGCUAUUGACGGAUGAGGGUGAGGAGAGAUUUGGGAAGGAUGUUUAUCGCGGUUCUGAUUCGAAUAAGACUACAACUAUGGUCUCGAUUGUGUUUUGGGUGCUUUUUAUUGGCGUUUUUGUUUUCAUCGUUGCUGCGGCUUGUUGGGGUGAUACGCCGAUACCUAGAGAGCCGCGACGACGACGACGAUGGGGAUGGGGAGGUGGUGGUGGAGGGGACGAUGGGUUCUAUCCAGGGGGACCACCGCCACCUUACAGUAGUAGUGACUGUUCUUCUGGAUCGCAGAGUCAAGGAUGGAGACCUGGUUUUUGGUCUGGUCUUGGGGCUGGUGGGGCGGCGGGAUAUCAGAUGGGACGGAACAGUGCCCGUCGCUCGAGUCAGCGAGAUUCUUCGAGGUUUAGUGAUUCUGGAGAAGGGAGUUCGCGACGUGCAGCGACGCCGCAAUUCUCGACGACUACGUCGGGGACAGGGUUUGGAUCUACUCGGCGCAGAUAG